CUCGCGCCAUUUGUUCCCGACCUUCUCUAUUCCAUGCAGCAUUCCUGUUCAUUUUUCAGUUCUCUUCUAUUUAUCCCUCUUCUUCUCUUUCAUCUCUUCUUUCGUUCCCUCCCUUCACGAUCGCCCUUCUUUCAUUUUCAUCCCCCACAUCUUCACCAUGUCCUGGUCUGUCGACUGUUCUGGUGCCACUGCCUCUGUCCCUGCACCGCACCACUUGCACACUGCACAGCACACGCAGCACACAUCUAUAUCACAGCCCGUACCUGAAAAAUUUCCCGUCUGUGAUCGACACCUUAGAGAGUUCUGCGCCUCUCAUGGCCCCUCCUCCGGUCUUCCAGACUUCAAUGGCUUGGAGACAACCACUAACACCACAGUAACGGAUGAAUCUCAUCAGCCGCUGAAGGAGCGUGUCUCCAUCAAACCCAUGGAGUUCGUCAACUAUUUGCUCGAUGGACUCGCCCUCUACAUCCGCAACCUAAGGGAACCAUCCACGAUCCCAGGCAGGGGCUUCUGGAGCAAGCUCUAUGCUAUAGGCCUUCUUCCAGCGCUGAUAGGGGUUCUGGUCUUCUGUCAAUGGACCAUCACGUUCGUUAUCCUUUGGAGCUCAUACACUACCCUUGGCAGGAAGGCAUUCCAGCUAUUCUUGAAGGAUCAAAUCCUGAUGUUUGACACUACUGAUAUAGUGGACCCUCACGGUACAGACGAGGCAUUGAAGCAGCUGACCGACAUGCAACCAAAGUCGAAACCAUCGUUCAGCUAUUAUCUUGCCAACCUCAUGCUCAUCCUUUCCACUGUGACGUACGAGCGGGAUGACAACCUCGUAAAAAGUGCAUCGUUGAUUAUGAGUGACAUGGAAAGCGAAGCUCAACGAGCCGAGGCAGCGGCAUUGUUGCAGGCGAGUGAACAGACCAUCGAUGCGAAGGCUCAGCUGCUAGGAAUGCGGUUCAUGGGAGUUAGUGAGCUCAAGUCCCUGGGAGGACCCUAUGCAGGGUUGUUUUACAACGACGAGUCCAUCCUCUUGGUGUACAAGGGCACCUCGGUCUUGGCCUUCAAUGAGUAUCUGAUCGAUGGAAUGAUUCAACGUGUGGAUGCUCGAGAAUAUCUUUAUGGCGAGGUCCACAAGGGUUUCUACGAGUCCCUGUUCCCUGACCCAGCACCUUUGGAUUGCUAUGAGCGGGCGACAUACGAUAGGACCAACCCCUUUAAUACCAUCAUGCAGACCAUUUUCGAGACGGCAAAGAAACUGAAGCAGAAGACCGGCAAGCCCGUCAACCUCUGGAUGACUGGACAUUCUCUUGGAGGAGCACUGGCUGCCUUGACAAUAGCCAGGCUACAGAUGCCACUCCGUGAUGAAGAUCCCCUGUUCAAGCACUGCGAUCCCGCAGCUGUCAGAACCCACAACAGCGAUGGUUCUCCAAGGACCGUCAUACAGGAAAUGCUCUACCGCUUCAAUGCCACGUCCUCUUCCAUCGCAUCUUCUUCGUCUGUGUCUACACUGUCAUCGUCUUCCACUGCUACGGAAUCGACUUUCCCGUUCUCCUUCUUCCAUCUCGGUCACCGUCAUCACGGAAACGAACACGAGCACGGACAUCACUAUAAGCACACUCAUAACGAUGAUGACCUGAUUAUCCUCCGAGAUUGCUACAGUUUUGCGAGCCCCAAACUCGGCGACUCUGAAUUUGCACAGCGGUUCGAUCAGCACCAUACCCAAUUCCUGAACAAUGCCACCCAUAAACCCGUGUAUUACCGCGUUAUCGUCGACAAGGAUAUUGUCCCGAGGAUGCCUCCAAGUUGCAGCACAGAUCCCGACGAUCACCACGAGCGCAUGUUCCCUUGCUUGAAAUGCUCAAAAACAAAGGCCACAGUGGAGGAAUCGCACGAGUCAGCCACAGCACCGUUGAGGUCGCAACGAAAUCAAUCGGCCAGCUAUGGAUCUGUUGACAGCAGUUCGAACACGAAGCAGUCGUCGACAGCAGCACCACAACAUUUGAAUUCGUUGCUGGACUACAGACAUGUGGGCCAGAUGGUAUCCUUGCCCAACAAACCGCUCCCCCCGACUGUCAAACCAUCGGAUUUCCAGACAAACUUGUGUGCAGGAGUCUUGCGGACGGAUGACAACAUGAAAGAACUGCUCCAACAGAUCGAGAUCACCCUGACAGAAGCCUCAACAGAUUCAGCCAGGGCUACUUCGGGAUCGUAUUUCUCAUUCUGGAAGAAGUCGUCGUCCCAGUCUACAAAGUCUCGCUUCGAUUCACAAAAGAUGGCACAAGAAAUCGAUCGGGCGAAAUUAAAAUACGAUCUGAACGAACAGAGUCGACUCCGAGUUCCCUGCGACGCUGAAAAGUUCCUGUUGACGUUCCCGAACGUGAUUUCGCACUCGCCUGCGACCUAUCAGCGGAAUCUAGUCCGAUCGCGGUACUUCUUUACGAGUUUCCCGGGCACGGAGACGGAGACAUUGAUUCGGGAAACGGUGCAGAAGAAGGCGAGCGACGCAAAGGACAGUGUGGUGGUCGCGAUCACGGAGAUUGUCCAGGUGGAGCGAGUGCAGCAGGAAGAAGAGACCUCAAAGCUGGAGAGACCAAAACUGGGCGUAUGGGUCAAUCGCGACUCGGGAGUCUCUGUUACGAUGAGCAUUUGAGGCGUAAAGUGUGGAAAAGUAAUUGCUGGAGGCGCAUAACAAACCAAUCCAUGGGUAUACUGUUCUAGUAUAAAAUAAAGAUAACGAUCAAACAGCAGUUGGCAAUC
This is a messenger RNA of Gamsiella multidivaricata, 2745 nucleotides long. RefSeq lists its product as uncharacterized. The record is from RefSeq and is a predicted model, not a curated record. NCBI's taxonomy places the organism in Eukaryota, Fungi, Mortierellomycota, Mortierellomycetes, Mortierellales, Mortierellaceae. The transcript is spliced from 4 exons. The coding region runs from base 158 to 2638 and encodes 826 amino acids. Gene Ontology annotation, biological process: lipid metabolic process.